UAGCACUAUGCAGGUGACAACACAACACAAACUACACUUUAAAAAAUGUCUACCUCUAAUGGAAAUGUGUCUGUUUGUGGUUUUAUCUGCUGAGAACAAUGACAAUUGAGAGGAAGGACUGGAAUUUACUCUACUGCUCUAAACAAAUAUGGAAAGCUAAAGAGGAAACUAUACAUUUGUAGUUCCUACAGCACAGAGUUUUACACCUCAGCGGUCUCACACAGGUGGCCAGGAUGACGACCAACUACACAGACAUUAGUCCCUGUGAUCCAGAUGACAGGCUCUGUAUAACACGAGAAUAUCAGCUUGGAGUGAUUGUCGUCCCUGCGUUGUUGGUCUCGCUCACUGUGAUCACGUUAGUGAUCAUUUUUAUAUUACUGUGCUGUAAUCAGAGAGAGCGGACACGAGUCAGAACUCCUGCUCGAUACCACACUCACCAGCACACCACAAACCAGAGACACUCACAGCAAAACCACAACCACAACAACAACCGUCACCCCCAUCACAGACGUCACCUACAGGGAAUAGAUGCGCCCCCAGGGAUUGACCCUCUUGAACAUGAAGAGGUGCCAAUGAGAGUUCAAAACACACAUCACAAUGUGAAGCCACAAGAUGAAUUUCCAGAGAGGCAUGGGACUGCAGCACCACAUAGAACUAGAGACAGACAUGCAGCUGCAACAAGACAUCGCUCUCCAGAGAGACAUGCAACAAGACAUCACUCUCCAGAGAGACAUGCAACAAGACAUCACUCUCCAGAGAGACAUGCAACAAGACAUCACUCUCCAGAGAGACAUGCUGCAAGACAUCACUCUCCAGAAAGACACACUACUAGACAUCGUUCUCCAGAGAGACAUGCUACAAGACAUCACUCUCCAGAAAGACAUACGGAUGCAGAACCACAAACGUCCACAAGGAGGCCUCUUGGAAACUUUAGUCAAGUCACUCCAUUGACGCCAUCUUUCCAUAUCAAACCAGGAGACACAGUAAGCCUCUACAGAGCUCGCAUGGAAAACAAGGACGUCAUCUUGAGAGCAUUAAAAGAAAAUGCGAGUACCAGUGAGAAACAGCACUUUCUGGGGUUUGCAUCCUUCCUGGGAGGACUGGGCCCUCACCCUUUUAUUCCUGCUGUGCUGGGCGUGGUUUCUGUGCGGUCGCCUUUAGUGAUAGUGCUGGAGGAGUUGAGGCACAGAGACUUACUAGGGUUCCUGUGGAAGUGCAGAGAGGAUAAUUCAAGUCAUAAAAUGACAGAAAAAAUGAUCUUCACCAUGGCAGGACAAGUGGCCUCUGCUUUGGAUUACCUGCACAGUCAGGGAUCUAUCCAUGGGAACAUUGGCGCUCGCAGUGUUUUGGUUGGUGGGGACAUGACAGCCAAACUGUGGGGAUUGGGCUCAGCUUAUCACAGAACACAGGUCGACACUGCUGGGCUGGUGGAGGAAAUGGAGCUGAAGAAAUGGCAGGCACCUGAAGUUCUGGCCAGGAGAACGGCCAGUAACAGCAGCGAUGUAUGGUCCUUCGGUAUCCUCCUUUAUGAAAUGGUCACAUUAGGUGACCCACCUUUUGCUCACAUCAUGUCGACUGAACUUCUGCAGUAUCUCCAAAGAGGAAAAACUGUGAAACGGCCAACCAACUGCUCCAACACACUGUACUCCAUGAUGAAAUCAUGCUGCAGCUGGAGCCCCCAAGGGCGUCCCUCAGUCACCAGACUCUUUAGGAUGCUUCAUGAAGGAGAGCAAUCGGCAAAUGGGAGCACAGCUCUACGGGUGCCUGAGCCACUGAACAUGGAAAGAUACAUGAGGGAGGCGGGAUAUGGAGAGGCGUUCAACUACGCCGUGCUCUGAUUGCCUGGGACUGCUGUGACAAAGGACUGUUGGAGCCAUUAUUCGCAGCCCAAUGAAACAAAUUCCUUAAAGUCCCAAGUACUGCUACAGUACAAAAAAAGCCAGGGGAAUAAAAUAUGCCAAUUACA
Poeciliopsis prolifica (blackstripe livebearer) is the source of this 1966-nucleotide messenger RNA. RefSeq names its product tyrosine-protein kinase STYK1-like. The transcript is spliced from 10 exons. The record is from RefSeq and is a predicted model, not a curated record. Gene Ontology annotation, biological process: positive regulation of kinase activity; cell surface receptor protein tyrosine kinase signaling pathway; protein phosphorylation. The coding region runs from base 234 to 1838 and encodes 534 amino acids. Gene Ontology annotation, cellular component: signaling receptor complex. NCBI's taxonomy places the organism in Eukaryota, Metazoa, Chordata, Actinopteri, Cyprinodontiformes, Poeciliidae. Gene Ontology annotation, molecular function: ATP binding; transmembrane receptor protein tyrosine kinase activity.